GGAUGAUUGCCUGCAGCAGUAUGUCCAUAAAUUUGAACGAGAGAAGAUAAAUGGUGAACAGCUGUUACAGAUUUCUCACCAGGACCUUGAAGAUUUGGGUAUCUCACGGAUUGGACACCAAGAACUGGUUCUAGAGGCUGUGGAUCUCCUGUGUGCACUGAACUAUGGCCUUGAAACAGACAACAUGAAGAACCUGGUUCUCAAGCUGCGAGCAUCAUCCAACAAUCUGCAAAAUUACAUCAGCAGCCGCAGGAAGAGUUCAAAUUAUGAUGGAAAUACCUCUCGCAAGCCCCCCAAUGAAUUCCUUACUUCUGUGGUAGAGCUUAUUGGUGCUGCUAAAGCUUUACUUGCAUGGUUGGACAGGACUCCGUUUACAGGUAUUGCUGACUUUUCAUCAAUGAAGAACAGAAUCAUUCAACUCUGCUUGGAUCUCACUACUACUGUUCAGAAGGACUGCACUGUGGCUGACAUGGAAGAUAAAGUUCAGACUGUAGCCAAGACUUUAAAUGGCAUUUGUGAUAGAGCUAUCCGGUCAACUACAGAUCCAUUGAUGAGCCAGUGUGCGUGUCUGGAGGAGGUUCAUUUAACCAACAUUAAACCUGGGGAAGGCCUGGGAAUGUACAUCAAAUCAACUUAUGAUGGAUUGCAUGUAAUUACUGGAACUACAGAAAACUCCCCUGCUGACCGAUCUCAGAAGAUUCAUGCUGGGGAUGAAGUGAUCCAGGUUAAUCGGCAAACUGUGGUUGGAUGGCAACUAAAAAAUCUGGUGGCAAAGUUGCGAGAGAAUCCUGCUGGAGUUAGGCUGCUGCUUAAGAAACGUCCUACUGGCUCUUUCCAUUUCACUCCUGCUCCACUAAAGAACCUGCGCUGGAAACCACCCUUGGUGCAGACCAGUCCUCUGCCAGCUUCAACCCAGUCACCAGAAAGCACCACGGAUACCUCACUGAAAAAAGAGAAGCCAGCCAUUUUGGAUCUGUAUAUACCACCUCCACCAGCUGUUCCGUAUUCUCCUCGAGAUGAAAAGGGGAGUUUUGUAUAUGGAGGAGGCAACAAACCCAGCCAGCCACUACUGGGAUCCAAGGGUGCUGAAUCUCCCAAUUCUUUUCUGGAUCAGGAGAGUCGAAGGCGAAGGUUUACUAUUACUGAUUCAGAUCAGUUGCCUGGAUAUUGCUUGGAAGCAAAUAUCCUACCAGCCAAGAUGAGGGAAAAAACACAGUCUUAUGGAAAACCUCGUCCUUUGUCAAUGCCAGCUGAUGGGAGCUGGGUAGGAGCUGCAGAACCCUUCUCUAGGCCACGAGCACCAGGGAGAAAAGGCAAGUAUGGAAGUGAAGAUGUCCUCUGCAGGUACUUCAGUAAUGAAAGGAUACCCCCAAUAAUUGAAGAAAGUCCCUCCAUGCAACACCCCCUCUCAAGGCCAAUGUCUGACAAGCAUUUAGUGAGGGGAACGGAUUAUAUUCGAGGCAGCAGGUGUUUUAUGAAUACAGACCUCCACAACAGUGCAACAAUUCCUUUUCAAGAGGACGGUGCUAAAAAAUCCUCUGUUACAUCAUCCACAAAAUCUUCCUCUGCAGAGCCCUCACUGCUGGUCAGUUGGAUCACGAGACUGAAAUUGUUGACUCAUUGA
This is a messenger RNA of Antrostomus carolinensis (chuck-will's-widow), 1624 nucleotides long. It is a transcript of the gene CNKSR3, whose product is annotated as CNKSR family member 3. The transcript has 12 exons. Gene Ontology annotation, biological process: regulation of signal transduction. The coding region runs from base 185 to 1624 and encodes 479 amino acids. NCBI's taxonomy places the organism in Eukaryota, Metazoa, Chordata, Aves, Caprimulgiformes, Caprimulgidae. Gene Ontology annotation, molecular function: protein binding. Gene Ontology annotation, cellular component: membrane; cytoplasm. The record is from RefSeq and is a predicted model, not a curated record.